UGGAGAUUCCCUGGUUCGUGAUAGCAUAGCAACAAUGUCCGGAGCGGUGUGUUUUUUAACCCUUGUGUAAUUAUUGUCAAUUUAUGCAUUGAUAACUACUUUAUUUUCGUUUUUUCACGACUUUUUUUAAAACACAAUCGAUUUUAAUGCAUAGUUAUUUCCAGUAGUAAUGUGUUGUGAACUAUAAGAAAAUUGCGGAGGACAGUAACGGAGUUUGUUACUUGAUGCCGUGGCCAUUCAUAUUUUGUCAAUUUAUUACAAGAUUUAGGAGUGUGUGAACCUCUGCCGUACUAUUACGGUACUGUGAUAGUGUUAAAAAAUGGACACGAAAAACAAAUCCAUAGGAAACGGUGGUAGUGAUGCGGAGAAGAUAAAAAUAAAAAUGGCUUUGAGUGGUAUCUUCCGAAGACGUAAAAAAGGAGAUGAGGAAUUGAUGCAGCUCCUGACGAUAGAGAAGAAUUGUUUGUUCAAAAAAUCAGACAGUGUUGUGUCCUUUUUGAUUUCGCGACAGAUCCUUUAUCCGAUCUCAAAGGAAAGGAAAUCAAAAGGGCUGCCCUCCAAGAAAUGGUCGAAUAUGUUACACAGCAGAAAGGCGCAAUCACCGAGACUAUAUAUUGUGAGGCUGUAAAUAUGUUUGCUGUGAAUCUUUUUCGAACGUUGCCGCCCUCCUCCAACCCUAAUGGAGCCGAAUUUGACCCAGAAGAAGAUGAGCCCACCCUAGAAGCUGCCUGGUCGCACCUCCAGCUAGUCUACGAGUUAUUCCUCAGAGUAUUAGAAGCACCAGAUUUCCAGCCCAAUGUCGCUAAAAGAUAUAUAGACCAAAAAUUCGUGUUGCAGCUGUUGGAUUUGUUCGAUUCGGAAGAUCCUCGAGAAAGAGAUCUACUGAAGACAACUCUUCAUAGAAUUUAUGGCAAAUUUUUGGGUCUGAGAGCUUUUAUUCGUAAACAAAUAAACAAUGUAUUUUAUAGGUUUAUAUAUGAGACUGAACACCACAACGGUAUAGCAGAGCUUUUAGAAAUCCUGGGAUCCAUUAUCAACGGGUUUGCUUUGCCCUUGAAGGAAGAGCACAAGGUAUUUCUCUUGAGAGUUUUAAUGCCCUUACACAAGGUGAAGAGCUUAUCAGUAUACCAUCCCCAAUUGGCCUAUUGCGUAGUCCAAUUUCUAGAGAAAGAUCCGUCUCUUACACAACCAGUCAUGAGGAGCUUACUAAAGUAUUGGCCAAAAACGCACAGUCCCAAAGAGGUCAUGUUCCUGAAUGAACUAGAAGAAAUCUUAGAUGUGAUCGAACCGGCUGAAUUCCAGAAAGUUAUGCUCCCUCUGUUCAGACAGUUGGCUAAAUGUGUGAGUUCGCCUCAUUUUCAAGUAGCCGAAAGGGCCUUGUACUAUUGGAAUAACGAGUAUGUGAUGUCAUUGGUAUCGGAGAAUGCUGCUGAGAUUCUGCCCAUUAUGUUUCCGAGCCUGUACAGAAAUUCAAAGAGCCAUUGGAAUAAAACUAUACAUGGCCUCAUUUAUAAUGCUUUGAAGUUGUUCAUGGAGAUGAAUCAAAAGUUAUUUGAUGAGUGCACGCAACAGUAUCGACAAGAAAGACAAAAAGAAAGAGAGAGAGAACAUCUCCGGCAAGAAUUAUGGAGCAAAGUUGAAAUUUUGGCGUCUCGCAAACCAGAAUAUGAGAUUGUCCAUUCAAGAAAUUGCAACAUUAACGAUAUGAUUACUAGCCCUGAUCCCGACGAUGAGAUUUCUUUAGAUAAUUUAGAUAAGGAGGCACUAGAGAUUAAGAAGGCACGCAACUCUACAAAACCUCUGAUACGUCGUAAAUCUGAAUUGCCUCAAGAUCAGUACACCAUGAGAGCACUCUCUGAUCACAAAAGAGCAGACGAAUUCCUAGUGACGCCACCUGAUGUCAACAAGUGCUAGUCUCUUCUUACACCUAACGAGCUUAGUGCCAACAUAUUCACCACUACACCCUUAUUUUUAGCAAUCAUAAGAAAAUCGAGGUUUGGCUGCAUGUAUAUUUAUUUAUUUCAAGUUAGGAACUGUCCUUCAGUUACAGAGGGGUUUUGUAUAUAGUUUUACAAACGGCAAAGGGUUUUUCAUUAUUGAAGAAAGUUGUGAACGGAAUCGAAUGUUGUAUCUGAUUGUGUAUUGUUACGUUUUAAAGUAUUUUUUGUCAAUAAAUAUUUGAAGAGCAA
Molecule: messenger RNA, 2189 nt
Organism: Leptinotarsa decemlineata (Colorado potato beetle)
Lineage: Eukaryota; Metazoa; Arthropoda; Insecta; Coleoptera; Chrysomelidae
Gene: wrd
Product: Protein phosphatase regulatory B subunit well-rounded
Biological process (GO): protein dephosphorylation; signal transduction
Cellular component (GO): nucleus; protein phosphatase type 2A complex; cytosol
Molecular function (GO): protein phosphatase activator activity
Source: RefSeq, a predicted model, not a curated record